This is a messenger RNA of Saccoglossus kowalevskii, 448 nucleotides long. RefSeq names its product glycogen debranching enzyme-like. Gene Ontology annotation, biological process: glycogen catabolic process; glycogen biosynthetic process. The record is from RefSeq and is a predicted model, not a curated record. Gene Ontology annotation, molecular function: 4-alpha-glucanotransferase activity; amylo-alpha-1,6-glucosidase activity. Lineage: Eukaryota; Metazoa; Hemichordata; Enteropneusta; Harrimaniidae.
AUUUACUUGGACCUUUGGGAAUGAAGACACUGGACCCAGAUGAUUGGGCCUAUGAUGGUAAUUAUGACAAUGCAUAUGAUGGCCAUGAUGGUAAAAAGGCUAAAGGAUUCAAUUACCACCAAGGACCAGAGUGGCUUUGGUUGAUGGGUUACUUCCUUCGUGCUAAACUUCACUUCGCUAAAGAUAAGCCAGAUCUAUUGGACAAGACGGUACAGUUUAUCCAGCAGACUCUUUCUGCUCACCAGGUGGAAAUGGAGAAGUCACCAUGGCGUGGUUUGCCUGAAUUGACUAAUAAAGAUGGGGUUAAAUGUACAGAUAGUUGUCCAACCCAGGCUUGGUCAAUGGGAUGUAUAUUGGAUGUACUAUAUGACUUAGAUAAAGUAAUCACAGAGAAAACUUAAACUUAAUAGAAAUUAAAAUACGAUUUCACGAUAGUCUCAGAUACCAG